This is a messenger RNA of Cavia porcellus (domestic guinea pig), 7422 nucleotides long. RefSeq names its product sterile alpha motif domain containing 9 (gene Samd9). The record is from RefSeq and is a predicted model, not a curated record. The coding region runs from base 632 to 5344 and encodes 1570 amino acids. NCBI's taxonomy places the organism in Eukaryota, Metazoa, Chordata, Mammalia, Rodentia, Caviidae. Gene Ontology annotation, cellular component: cytoplasm. The transcript has 5 exons. Gene Ontology annotation, molecular function: protein binding.
AAUGUUCUUAGAAUAAUUUAUAUAGUAUAGAGAUUUUAAAAUGCUACACAAACAUUAGCUUUAUUGUAGUGUAAUCGAUAUACAAUAAGUGCUACUAUCUGUGUGUUGGUACCUCCCAAAACUAACACUGAAACUUAAACCUCAAGGUUAGUGUUAAUGAUAUUUGGAGGCAGAGCCUUUGGGUAUGAUUAGGACUAGCUCUCUCAUAUGGGUGGAGUCCUCACAAUUUCUGUAGUGGUUUUAGAGGAAGAGGAAGACAGACUUAAGCAAGCUGGCUCUAUCUCUCAAACUUGCUGCGAGGUCCUGUAGCACUUCGAGACUCUGCAACACUUCCAGUCAGCAAGGCUCUCACCAGAGGCAGCUCCUCAACCUUGGACUUCAAAACCUCAAAAACUGAGGAAGAAAACACAAAGCAUCUGGUAUCUUGGGAUCAAGACAUCAGAUCUUCAAAAAAGGUUGUUUUUUCCCCUUUUUACAUAGAAGAAAUUUGAAAAUCUGGAAUUGAGCAGUGAAUCCAUCAGGACCUGGGCUUUUCUUUGUUGGAACGAGAAAUAUCUUUCCAGAGCUGCACUGUGGAGGCCAGUGACCUUCUUUCAGCCCGGGGAGCUUCACCACUCGAGGAGGUAUCACAAUGGCAGAACAGCCACACCUUCCAGAAAAUAUAGAUGACUGGACAAAAGAAGAUGUAAACAGAUGGUUAGAGAGUCAUAAGAUUGACCAAAAACACAGGGAAAUUUUAAUUGCACAAGAUGUGAGUGGAGCAACCUUGAAGUGGCUGAAUAAAAGCGAUCUUGUUGAUAUGGGCAUACCACAUGGACCAGCUAUCCAAAUAGUGGGAUUAUUCAAUGAAUUGCAGAAAACAUCUUCUGAAGAUCCUGUUCAGACACCCAAGGCUAAGAAAAGCAGUACAAAUACUCCUGGAAAGCAACAUUUAAUGCAAAAGGAAGGUAGAGAGACUUCAAAGCAAAGACAAAGUGACAAAGAGAUCUCACAUAAGGCAAAAGAGUCUAAAUCACCAGACAGUGAGCUCAUGGAAAAUCAACCAGAUGACGUGAAACAACCAACAUGUCUUCCAUAUCCUUUUAAUACAUUCAGCAAUCCAUAUCGUUAUAAAUUACAUUUUAUCUUGCAACCUGAAACAGGACCACAGAAUCUUAUUGAUCCAAUACAUGAGUUCAAAGCACUGACAGAUACAGCAACAGCUACAGAGAAGGAUAUCAAGAUGAAAUUUAGCAAUGAGACUUUCCGUUUUGCUUCAGCUUGUAUGAAUUCACGUACUAAUGGCACUAUUCAUUUUGGAGUUAAAGAUAAACCCCAUGGAAAAAUUGUUGGCAUGAAAGUCACCAGUGUCACCAAAGAAGCUCUGAUUGAACACUUCAAUUCAAUGAUCCCUCAGUAUUUUGAAGCACAUCAGGUCCAACAAGCAAAGAAAUGCAUCCGAGAGCCAAGGUUUGUAGAAGUGUUGCUGCCAAAUAGUACUGUAUCUGAUAGAUUUGUUGUUGAGGUGGAUGUUGUUCCACAAUACUCUGAAUGUAAACAUGACUAUUUCCGGAUCACAAUGCAAAACUACAACCAUGAAACAUGGCAACCAAGUUCAAAAUAUUCAGUCUUUAUACGAGAUGGGCCCAAUACUAAGAACAUCAUAAAAAAUAAAGUUGAUUUUGAAGCUUUCCAAUUAGAUUUGAAAUCAGUAGCAACAUCUAGGAAAGAAGCAGAAGAAAAAUGCAAACUAAAAACAAAUAAAAACAACAGUGAGGGAUCAAAGCUGGUUACCCUGUUGACAGGAAAUCAAGAUUUAUUAGAUAAUUCAUACUACGAUUGGUACAUUCUUGUAACAAACAAAUGCCAUCCAGAUCAAAUAAUACAUUUAGAUUUCCUAAAAGAAAUUAAAUGGUUUGCUAUAUUAGAGUUUGAUCCUGAAUCUAAGACAAAAGGAGUUCUCAAAGCUUUCAAAGAAAGCCGAGCAGCAAACCUACACUCUCCAAGUCAAUUUGUAGAAGAGAAAACCACAACAGAGGAGAAAAUUUCUAGUUUGAAUCUUUACCAGAAACCCAGCUGGAUUUUCUGCAAUGGCAGGUCAGACCUUGACAGUGAAAAAUAUGAACCCGUAGAUCCAGUUUCCUGGCAAAAAGAAAGAGCUUCUGAAGUCAGGAAACUGAUUUCAUUUCUUACACGUGAAGACAUAAUGCCAAGAGGGAAGUUUUUGGUGGUGUUUUUACUACUCUCCUCUGUGGAUGACCCAAAGGACCCCCUCAUUGAGACUUUCUGUACAUUCUACCAAGAUCUCAGUGGAAUGGAAAAUAUAUUGUGUAUUUGUGUGCAACCAAACAUAUGCCAGGGGUGGAAAGACCUACUAGAAGCAAGAUUAACAAAUGAGCAAGAUGAACUAUCAGACAAGUGUAUUUCUGCUUUAAAUCUUGAACAGAUAAAUGGCACUAUUCUUAAACUAAAGUCUAUAACUCAAUCUUCAGAGAGACUUUUGCCAUCUAUUUGUUCAUCUACUGUCCUUCUGAAAAAGGAAGAAGAUAUGACUGCUCUGGAAAUUCUCUGUGUAAAUGAAUGUGAAGGUACACUAUUACACAAAGACAAAACUAAAUUACAGGAAUUCAAGACAUCAAAAGAGGAAGACUUUUAUCGAGGAGGCAAAGUAUCAUGGUGGAACUUCUAUUUUUCUGAAUACUACUCAUCAAGUUUCGUCAAAAGAGACAAAUAUGAAAAACUUAAAGAAAUGAUUCAAAACUAUGCAGAUCCUUCUAAACUCAUGUGUGUCAAAAUUAUUCAUUUGUACCAUCAUCCAGGUUGUGGAGGGACUACACUGGCCAUGCAUAUUCUCUGGGAACUAAGGAAGAAAUUCAGAUGUGCUGUACUGAAAAACAAGACGGUGGAUUUUUCUGAAAUCGGAGAACAGGUGGUCAGCUUAAUCACCUAUGGGGCAACAAAUCAUCAGGAAUACUUACCUGUACUGCUCCUUGUUGAUGAUUUUGAAGAACAAGAUAAUGUCUACCUUCUGCAGGCUGCUAUUCAGACAGCAGUAGCUCAAAAAUAUAUUCGAUAUGAAAAACCUUUAGUGAUCAUCCUAAAUUGUGCAAGAUCACAGAAUCCUGAAAAAAGUGCAAAGAUACCAGAUAGUAUUGCUCUAAGACAAAAAUUGUCUCGCAAAGAGAAGGAGGCUUUUGAGCUUAAAUUGAAAGAAAUUAAAGAGCACCAUAAAAACUUUGAAGAUUUUUAUUCCUUUAUGAUCAUGAAAACAAAUUUUAAUAAAGAGUACAUUAAAAAGGUGGUCAGGAAUAUUCUGAAAGGGCAGAAUAAGUCUACCAAGGAAGCAAAGCUCUUUUCUUUUCUUGCUCUUCUUAAUUCAUAUGUGUCUGGUACCACUAUUUCACUAUCACAAUGUGAGAAGUACUUAGGAAUUGCAAACAAGAAAGCCUUCUGGGGUACAGAAAAGCUUGAAGAUAAGAUGGGCACCUACUCUACAAUUCUAAUACAAACAAAAGUGGAGGAAUGUGGAACCUACUGUGGAGUGCGCAUCAUUCACCCUUUGAUUGCAAUUCUCUCCCUGGAAGAAUUGAAGAAAAGCUAUGACUUGGAUAAAAGUCAAAUUAUGCUGGAUAUGCUAACAGAAAAUUUGUUCUAUGAUACUGGCUUAGGAAGAAGCAAAUUUUUCCAAGAUAUGCAAACACUACUGCUCACAAGAGAGCGGAGUGAACAGGAAGGUGAAACAGGAACUUGGUUUUCCCCGUUCAUUGAAGCAUUACAUAAAGAUGAAGGGAAUGAGGCAGUUAAACAGGUGUUGUGCCAAGGUAUCGAAAGGUUCAAACCAAAUGCAUUCAUUUGCCAAGUUUUGGCAAGACAUUACUACAUUAGAGAGAAAGACUUUAACAAUGCUCUUUUAUGGGCAAAAGAAGCAAAAAAGAUAGAACCUAAUAACUCUUAUAUCUCAGACACACUGGGUCAAGUAUAUAAAAGUAAAAUAAGAUGGUGGAUAGAAGAUACUGAAAGAAACAGAGACAUUUCAGUUGAUGACUUAAGUACUCUUUUGGAUUUGGCAGAGCAUGCCUCAAAUGCAUUCAAAGAAUCUCAACGGCAAAGUGAAGAUAGAGAAUAUGAAGGUAAGGAAAGGCUGGGCCAGAAGUCAAAAAGAAGGUAUGAUACUUACAACAUAUCUGGCUACCAUGGCGAGAUAGAAGUGGGGCUAUAUGCAAUCCAGAUUCUCCAGCUGAUUCCAUUUUUUGACAAGAAAAAUGAACUAUCUAGAAGAGAUAUGAUCAAUUUUAUAUCCGGAAAUAGUGAUAUUCCAGGGGAUCUAAAUGAAUUUAAAUUGGCUCUCAAAAAUUUUAUUCCUUAUCUUACUACUUUGAAAUCUUCUUUGAAAGAUGCCUUUGACUUUUUUGAUGAUUAUUUUGUCCUUCUAAAACCCAGGAACAACAUUAAGCAACAUGAAGAGGCCAAAACACGAAGAAAGGUUGUUGUAUAUUUUAAGAAAUAUAUAGAUAUAUUUGGUCCUUCAGGAGAAUCACUAAACAGAGAUCUUGAAUUAAAACUCAGUCUGCCACUUCAAGUAGAAAGGAAUCAGAGAAGCCUCGAAGCUUUAAAAGCAGACAAAUUUUCUGGGCUUUUAGAAUAUCUCAUCAAAACUCAAGAUGCGGUAAGCAGCAUGGAAUACAUAGUGAAUACCUACAUUUUUCUCUUUGAUCAAUGCAUUGUUAGGAUGCACCUAAAGGAAAAGCAAAAUUUCAUCUUGGCCAAUAUCAUUCUGUCGUGUAUUAAGCCUGCUUCCAAAUUAGUGAAGCCAAUUAAAAAACUAAAAGAACAUCUUCGAGACAUCUUACAACAAGUAGGACCAACCCACAGAUUUUCAGAACCUUAUUUCUUAGCUUCACUCUUAUUCUGGCCAGAAAACCAGCAACUAGAUCAAGAUUCUAAAGAAAUGGAAAAAUAUGUUCAAUCUUUGGAAAAGUCUUUCAAGGGGCAAUAUAAACACAUGCAUCGUACAAAGCAACCAAUAGCAUAUUUCUUUCUUGGAAAGGGUACCAAUAUGAACAGACUUGUCCACAAAGGAAAAAUUGAUGAAUGCUUUGGAGAGAUGUCUGAUAUUAAUUUCUUGUGGCAAAGUGGAAAAGUGUGGGAAGAAAAAAAAGUCCAAGAUCUUUUGCUUCGUUUACAGGGACGAGCUGAAAAUAAUGAAAAAUUAUUCAUAGAAUACGGAAUCAAUGAAAAAAUCACAAUACCCAUCACACCUGCUUUCUUUGGUCAACUUAGAAGUGGAAGAAGCAUAGAAAAAGUGUCUUUUUAUUUGGGAUUUUCCAUUGGAGGCCCUCUUGCUUAUGACAUUCAAAUUUUGUAAGAGCCUGGUCUUCUUCCUCCAGCGAUAUAGUUUCAGUACUGCCUACUUUUUGUUUUUUAGAUCCAAGAUCCACACUUUUUUAAAAUGGAAAUUUUACAGAAAAGUCCUGAAUUUUCAACCCUGUAUAAAUGACAUUAAAUUUUCUCUACAUUAUGAGUCCCACAUAGGUUAUGAUAGAGAAGGAAGGGAGGAAAGAUGUGUGACAAGAGCAAAUCUCUUCCUUAGUCUGGAUAAUACCAUCAAGGAUAAAACAAGUAGCUAUGAACGGAAUUAGGAGAGACAAAUGAAUAAGUCAGUUACACAAUUAGGACAUUUCUCCUAAUUACCCUGCUGUAACAGUUAGACCUGAUCUGUCAACUUCAUUGGAUGGAGAAAAGUUCUCAGAUGUGUAGAGCACAUUCCUGAGUGUCCAGAGAUGGGGAUGGGGGGUCACAGAGGGAGAGCCUUGAAUACCAGAGAUGGUCCCUCCCUGAUGCUCUCUAGCAUUGUUCCCCACCUCUGCUCCCUGACCACUAUAAACUAAGCUGUUUUGCUCUGCCACACACUCUACUCUGAUAUUCCAGCUUUGGAGGGGGCCAGCUAGCUAUAGACUGAAUGUUCUAAAUCUAAGUUAAAACUUUGCUCCUUUAAGUUGUAUCAGACACUACGUUCAGCAAUAGGAAAGCUGACAAACACAUCUCCCAAGGAAUGGAUUGAGGACAGUUAACUACUUUCUUAUCAAAUGUGAAAUUCUUUCAGAAUAGGAAAACAUAAUGUUUGUUCUAAGGCAUUAGACUAUCUCAGAAAACCUUUUUUACAGAAAACAAAAUCUCACACUGAAAGUCUACAUUUAUUCUGACCAAGUAGAUUAUAAUAUAUCCUGUGCUUGACACUCAAGGAUCUUCCCAAAUAGAGAAGCAACAAAUUUUCUAAAGAUUACACCCACAGAAGCCAGCUGACACUACCAAUAUAGGCUGAGAAUUAGAUUUCCUCUUCAUGCAGUACGAGGCAGUCCAGCAAGUGUGAAAUUUAUCUAAAGUAGUGAAUUUAUAACCAUCCCCCCUCCAAGAAAACAGAACAAUUCACCCAGACUCCGAGGGCUAAUAAACAGAACGGGACCUGAGAAAAGACUAAUAAGGAUCCAAACACACUGGCAGAGACAGAACUUGUUUAGUUUACUGUGUCCUUGCAUAGAAAGGUUCCUACAAAAAAGGAUGAACAUUUCCAUCGUACCUCUUUCAUGAAGUUGUUGCUUCCUUUCAUGAGGACUCCUAAGGAGCUCUUGACUCUACCACAAGGGUGAUUUCAUUUCAGCAUAUGAAUCUAGAGAGGACAUAUUUGGUACCAGGGAUCAAGCUCAUGAGUUGUGCUUAGCAGGCAAGUGCUUGGGCCACUGAGCUAACUCCCUGGCCUAGAAAGGACAUAUUUAGAUCAUAAUGAAAAUGAGAUUUAAAACUUCAUUGUUUCUCUUUCAUAAGCCAGAAGUUAUUGUGUAGUCUGCCUACCAAUUCUGAUACAGCCUUGGGUAAGAAGACAUCAGAAUUUUUUUAAACUAUCAUCUUAAAAACCACUGAUUAGGUUUCUGUAAUGCAGAAAAAUUUACCAACUCAAUAAUCAAAAGCAAAAUGUCUAUCAAUCCUCCUAAAACAAACGAUAACCUGAACAAAGGAUCUUUGGAAACUAUAGUAUAUCAAACUCCUUUUGCCUAUUUGGGAAAUGCAUUUGUAAAAAGAAAAAAUAUAUAAUAGAUAUGGCAUAUAUAAUAGGUGCAAAAUAAGAAAAUGUUCAAAUGAGGAGGGAACAAGAGAAGGGAGGGAGAAGGAAACAAAGGAAAAGUGAAAAAUGAGAAAAGAAGGAAAAAUAGAAACAAUUUUUGUAAAUGGGUAGGGGAAGGGGACUAAGAAGAGGGGAGGGGAAUGGGGGAAAAAAGAAUCAAGUUGUAUCAUGUACAGGUACAAAUUCUCUGUGAUGAAUGUGAUCACUAGGUAUAUCUAAAAUGUACCAAUAAAAUCUGAUUAAAAAACAAAAAAGCUCUCAGAAACUAAUAGCAAAGAUAUGAUAAUUUAUUUGAGUGAAAUAAAUUAUUUGUGUAAAGACUA